This is a messenger RNA of Lactuca saligna, 2745 nucleotides long. The record is from the annotation of a GenBank genome assembly. Lineage: Eukaryota; Viridiplantae; Streptophyta; Magnoliopsida; Asterales; Asteraceae.
AUGUCCUCUUAUUAUCUUUUUAAAGUUUUAGAUUGUGGGAAAACUGGAAAAGAAAUCAAAUUUAGGGUUUUAUUAUGGCAUUUGCCCUAUUUCUUAAUACCAUGUUUCACUUGUAUUCCGAAAAUCUCCCACACCUACACCUCCCCUUUCUUAACCAUCACCGGCCACCGGAUUCCAACGUUUUCGUCCUCAAUUGCCAUUCAACGACUGCAUGCAUUUCUUUUUGGCGAAUUAGAAUUAGAAUUUUGGAAUCGGAUAGGCAGCAAAAUGGAGAAGGCUGGCAGUGGUACUGUGGAGUACAUUAACAAGAUGUUUCCUACGGAAGCAUCUUUAUCGGGAGUCGAGCCACUGAUGAAGAAAAUACACAAUGAAAUCCGUGUUGUGGAUGCUGAAAUUCUAGGAGCUGUUCGUCAACAGAGUACAUCAGGAACCAAAGCGAAGGAGGAUCUUGCUGCAGCUACAAGUGCUGUGAAUGAACUCAUGUUUAAAGUAAGAGAAAUCAAAACCAAAGCUGAGCAAAGUGAAACAAUGGUUCAAGAAAUAUGUCGUGACAUUAAAAAACUGGAUUUUGCAAAAAAGCACAUAACAACCACCAUCACAGCCCUCCAUCGUCUUACUAUGCUAGUUUCUGCAAUCGAGCAACUUCAAGUAAUGGCUUCAAAACGACAAUAUAAAGAGGCUGCUGCACAAGUAGAGGCUGUCAAUCAGUUAUGUAGUCAUUUUGAUGCCUACAGAGAUAUUCCCAAGAUCACUGAGCUAAGAGACAAGUUCAAGAACAUCAAGCAAAUUCUCAAGUCUCACGUGUUCUCUGAUUUCUCCAGCUUAGGUACAGGAAAAGAUGCUGAGGAAAGUAAUUUGCUGCAACAAUUAUCAGAUGCCUGUUUGGUUGUUGAUGCAUUGGAGCCAUCAGUGAGGGAAGAGUUGGUGAAGAACUUUUGCAAUCGGGAGCUUAUUUCUUACAAACAGAUAUUUGAAGGAGCUGAGCUGGCAAAGUUAGAUAAAACAGAGAGGAGAUAUGCUUGGGUCAAACGCCGAUUACGUACAAAUGAAGAAAUAUGGAAAACUUUUCCUGCUUCAUGGCAUGUGGAUUACUUGAUUUGUAUUCAGUUCUGCAAAUUGACAAGGACACAACUUAUUGAGAUCUUUCAAAAUUUGAAAGAGAAGCCAGACGUUGGAACACUACUUCUGGCAUUGCAACGGACAAUAGAGUUUGAGGAAGAGCUAGCAGAGAAAUUUGGUAGCAGUAGUACCAAAAGUGUUAUGAGUGACAUUGAGGAAGUAGAUAAAGGGGAAAAUAGUACUCAAAUUGUGAUGGACAUUCGAAAGAAAUAUGAGAGAAAACUUGCUGCACAUCAAGGAAACCAUGAUGAUGAUAAAGAUGCAAAUAAAGAUCUGGCUGUACCUGGAGCUGGGUUUAAUUUUUGUGGAAUUAUAUCAUCCUGCUUUGAACCACACUUGAUGGUAUAUGUAGAAUUAGAAGAGAGAACUCUUAUGGAGCAUCUGGAGAAACUUGUUCAGGAUGAAACAUGGCAUAUGGAUGAUGGAAGUCAGACUAAUAUUUUGUCCAGUAGCAUGCAGGUCUUUCUAAUCAUCAGAAGGAGUUUAAAACGCUGUUGUGCCUUGACAAGAAACCAUACACUCCUAAAUUUGUUCAAGGUCUUUAAGAGAGUUCUUAGAGCCUAUGCUACAAAACUUUUUAUGAAGCUACCUAAAGGUGGUCUGGGAAUUGUUGCAGCUGCCACUGGUAUGGAUGGACACAUCAAGACAUCUGAUAAAGACGAAAGGCUGAUAUGCUAUAUAGUCAACACUGCUGAAUAUUGUCAUAAAACGGCGGGUGAGUUGGCUGAAAAUGUCUCAAAAAUAAUAGAUUCCCAAUUGGCUGAUUCAGUGGAUAUGUCAGAAGUCCAGGAUGAAUUCUCAUCAGUCAUAACAAAAGCAUUAGUAACAUUAGUGCAUGGCGUAGAGACUAAAUUUGAGGUUGAAAUGGCUGCAAUGACACGUGUUCCUUGGGGUAUGCUUGAAAGUGUGGGUGACCAAUCAGGGUAUGUCAAUAGCAUAAAUAUGAUUCUUAGUGGUUGUGUUCCUGUACUUGGAAGCCUUCUUUCUCCAGUUUACUUUCAGUUCUUCUUGGAUAAGCUGGCUUCAUCUCUAGGUCCACGUUUCUACCUCAAUAUCUUCAAAUGCAAGCAGAUAUCAGAAACCGGAGCUCAACAAAUGUUAUUGGAUACUCAAGCCGUAAAGACAAUUCUUCUAGAUAUUCCAUCCCUUGGAAGACAGGCAAUAGGAGCUGCUGGCUAUUCAAAAUUUGUAAGCCGUGAAAUGAGCAAAGCGGAAGCACUCUUGAAGGUUAUAUUGUCCCCUAUUGAUUCUGUAGCAGAUACAUAUGGAGCACUUCUACCCGAGGGAACACCUUCAGAGUUUCAGAGAAUUCUAGAGCUCAAGGGGCUAAAAAAGGCCGACCAACAAACAAUACUAGACGAUUUCAACAAACGUGGGUCCGGGAUUUCGGAAUCGCCAAUGGGCACGCAAGCAGUCCAGGUGGCACAUGCGGUGGCAACUCCUGUGCCACCACCCAUGGCGGGUCCACCUUCAGCUGCAGGUAUCUCAUCAAGAGAAGAUGUGCUUACUAGAGCAGCGGCACUUGGAAGAGGUGCCGCCACAACUGGAUUCAAAAGGUUCCUGGCAUUGACUGAAGCAGCAAAAGACCGCAAAGAUGGACCCUUCCGUAAACUUUUCAAUCCCUGA